AUGGUGGCAGAGGCGUCGGAGCAGGAGAUGGGGGCGCGAUGUGAGCACACUGUCAUAGCGGAGCACGAAAGCGGGCUCGUCAAGCCAUCUUCCCUGAGCGCGUUGGCGGCUGCCGAGGCCAUCGCCAAAGAGAACAAGGUGUCUCUUCUUCUCGGUGGAUCCGGACCGACGCUGCACAAGGCUGCCCAGCAUGCUGCGUCUAGCCACCCAUUGGUCAAUGAGGUUCUUGUUGCGGAUUCAGACGUGUUUGCGCAUCCUUUAGCUGAGCCUUGGGCCAAGUUGCUCCGCUCCGUGCAGCAGAAAGGUGGAUACUCUCAUGUGAUAGCCUCGUCGACGUCGUUCGGGAAGAAUUUGCUUCCACGUGCAGCGGUUCUUCUAGAUGUCUCCCCUGUCACGGACGUCACUGCCAUAUCUGAACCACGGGUCUUUGUGAGGCCAAUUUAUGCUGGAAAUGCACUCUGCUUGGUACGAUAUACCGGGGAGUCUCCUUGUAUGAUGAGUAUUAGAUCAACAUCAUUUUCUCCAGCUACUGAGUCAAUGUCAGAAACUAAAGUUGCGCCCAUAACCCAGGUUGAUCUCUCUUUCCUCAGUGAAGGUUUGUGUGGUUCCCUCACCACCAUGGAUCUGUUAAGACAAUAUUCUGACUUCUGCAAUAGAAGUGCAAGGAUAUGGCUUGUGAGUACCAGCAGAUGCUUGAGCUUCUUAGAAAGGCCCCAUUUUUUGGCAGAUGGCGUGCUAAGCCAGGAUCCGUUGAUUCGUUUACAGUUCCACGGUGAUGACCAGAUCUUGAGGUUCUAUGCUGCGUCGCAGAGGCUGGUUCUUGAAGUUUCUUGA
Hordeum vulgare subsp. vulgare (domesticated barley) is the source of this 834-nucleotide messenger RNA. RefSeq names its product electron transfer flavoprotein subunit alpha, mitochondrial-like. The record is from RefSeq and is a predicted model, not a curated record. The transcript has 6 exons. Gene Ontology annotation, molecular function: flavin adenine dinucleotide binding; electron transfer activity. The coding region runs from base 1 to 834 and encodes 277 amino acids. NCBI's taxonomy places the organism in Eukaryota, Viridiplantae, Streptophyta, Magnoliopsida, Poales, Poaceae. Gene Ontology annotation, cellular component: mitochondrion.